GCUCCUUUGGCACGGACGCUCCUCCGCGACGACGCGCGCGCACCGACGUCCGGGCCCCCCACCCCCCACCCCCUACCGGAUACCUGCCGGCCCGGGGUCCUCGCCCCUCCACCACACCUCUGGAUUACAGAGCCGCCGCAGCGCUGGAUUGUGCGCCGCUCGCGGACUCCGACCGUUGUGUGUGUUUGCGCGUGUUCGGCCGACCACGACAACCACCAGCAAGAUGGAAAUAGGCUUGAGCGAGCCCUGCAUGCCAAAGGAAUGGUGGCCGAACCGAAUGAACCAGCUGUGUAAGGUGUGUGGAGAGCCCGCCGCUGGAUACCACUUCGGCGCCUUCACCUGCGAAGGUUGCAAGUCCUUCUUCGGCCGGACGUACAACAACCUUGCAGCUCUUGGCGAGUGCAAGAACAGCGGCCAGUGCGUUAUCAACAAGAAGAACAGGACAUCUUGCAAGAGCUGUAGACUGAAGAAAUGUCUCAUGGUCGGCAUGUCCAAAAGCGGGUCCCGAUACGGGCGCCGAUCCAACUGGUUCAAGAUCCACUGCCUGAUCCAGGACCAGGCGGAGAUGAGCUCCCGCAUCGCCGAACAGCACCACCAACUGGGCGCAGCCGCGUCAGCGCACCAGCUCACGGCGCUUUACGACAAGGACGUUUUGGGGGGCUUCGGCGCAAAGGCCGAAGAAGGCAACGGCGCCACUUCGCCACUCUCGUCUUCGGACAAGCCGCCGUCGUCACCAGCGUCCUAUCCUCCGCCAUCGUCGUCGGCCAGCACGUUCGCGUCCACGCCGUCGGCUUUUGAAACGAAAUCAUCGAACGGCGAGAGCCCGACCAACGCGGAUGCGCUGGCCUACCAUUCCAUGUCGCCCGUGUCGCCGAUCUCGCCGCUGCAUCCGAGCAAGUUCUUCUUCCACCCUGGCGCUGGCGUCUUUUUCGGCAAGGCGCCCGUGUCGCACAACGGCCUGUCCAAAUUUUUCGCCGACGCCGGUGGCGCCAUGGCGUAUCCGUACUCGCCGCGCUUUAUGCCGUUCGGGGCCCUGAAGCCGUACCGGGAUCUACUUCACCCGUCGACGUUGCUUGUGAAUGGCGAGUGCCUGGCCGACCUGCCCGAGCAGGAGCGACCCAUCGACCUCUCGGUACGUAAGCCGUGCUCCCCGAGCGCCUCGCCUGCCGACGGCCACGCCGAAGAGCUUGACACCCAGGACAGUGACGUCAAGCCCGCGCUGCAGGCACCUUGCUCCUCCGGCGCCGAGAUCCCACUCGACUUGCGGAGCGCCAAGAAGUGAUGCCCCCCAGCCCCUUUCGCCAGCCGUCCACGUGUUCAUAGGGACUCGCCGCCGGAACAAAGGUCGCAGUGUGUGUGCCUGUUUGUGUGCGUGUGUCGAGAGCUGUAAUACUGUGUAAUAUAUGCCCCCUACCGAAGGACGCUUAUGGACCACAGAGAGAGAACUAUGUCGACGACAGGGAAACUUGUGUGAGCCUGCUCUUUGUAAUAGUAGAACUUCGAAGGGACCGCUGUGGCCCCGUCUGUCUUUUACUGUGUUUUAUCCCUCUCUCAAUUCACUAAGGGCAUUGCAGAAGACAGCCAAGCGUCUCGUUGCGAUCUGUCGGUCUUCUAACUCGUUCCUCCUUGUCUUCGCGUAUCCUGUUUCCAAUGUUCCUAUUUGCCCUUCUCAGACUUGGACCACCGACCAUUCUACAUCGCUACCAAAAGUUGUGCCUUUUCGUGAGACAUGCUCUUUUCUUCCGCGCCUCCUGCCCGAGAGAUGGCGCCGCAGGAGUGUCCUUUGGCGGGACGACAUUGGCUGGGCGACUCGUCCGGUCCGAGCCGCCACCAGUAUUACGUCUCGUGCUGCCAUCAGUGCCUGCUCCGUACAGCUACAGUGCUUGUCCGAGAGUCCCGCCAGGCGACGUUGCUAACAAACUGCCAGGGUCGUCGCUGGCGCCAAAGGCCCUGGUCGCGGACGCAGACACGCUCCCUGUACAUCCCCCCAUACGCAGUCUGCCCGUCCAAAUUGCUGUCUGUGUGCCACGAAGACAAUCGCUGCUCACCGGAAUCAUUGUACAAAAUUCACCAACCAUUCCAAGAGAGGCCUUCAUACGCAUGUUUCGAAAUGUCGUUGUUUUUUAAGCGUUUAAUGUUUCUUCUAUUCCCACUGUGAUAAAAGCCUUCGAACCAGGCGG
Molecule: messenger RNA, 2180 nt
Organism: Rhipicephalus sanguineus (brown dog tick)
Lineage: Eukaryota; Metazoa; Arthropoda; Arachnida; Ixodida; Ixodidae
Product: knirps-related protein
Exons: 5
Coding region: 224-1282 (352 amino acids)
Biological process (GO): regulation of DNA-templated transcription
Molecular function (GO): zinc ion binding; sequence-specific DNA binding; DNA-binding transcription factor activity
Source: RefSeq, a predicted model, not a curated record